AACACUUCGGCAAUCAUGAUGUGUGGUACGAAAUCGGCUGAUCAAUUAACAGAGGAACAGAUUGCUGAAUUCAAAGAAGCUUUCUCACUUUUUGAUAAAGAUGGAGAUGGUACUAUUACCACAAAAGAACUUGGAACCGUCAUGAGAUCUCUAGGCCAAAAUCCUACUGAAGCUGAACUCCAAGAUAUGAUUAAUGAAGUUGAUGCUGAUGGUAAUGGAACGAUAGAUUUCCCCGAAUUCUUAACUAUGAUGGCUCGCAAAAUGAAAGACACAGAUAGUGAGGAAGAAAUCAGAGAAGCAUUCCGUGUAUUUGACAAAGACGGAAAUGGCUUUAUUAGUGCAGCUGAAUUACGUCAUGUCAUGACUAACCUUGGUGAAAAACUCACCGAUGAAGAGGUUGAUGAAAUGAUCAGGGAAGCUGACAUUGAUGGUGAUGGUCAAGUCAACUAUGAAGAGUUCGUGACCAUGAUGACUUCUAAGUGAAAUGUGUUUCAUUAUUAAUAAUUAUUAUUAUGUAAUUUUUUUAUCAUAUUAUAUGUAAUUUUUUUUUGAAGAAAAAAACUUAUUUGCAUUUUUUUGUUCGAAUAAGCUUUAAUGAAGAUGUGAUUUUAAAAGUAAUGUCUUUUUGUCACAUUUUAAACUUAAUGAACAUUUUUUUUUUUUGAGUUAAGACGUUCAUUUAACUACUAUCACUGUAAGAUUAAAGUAUAUUUUUAUUUUAUUUUAAUUUUCACUUGAAGCAGUUUUUAUUUGGCAGUUGUUCUGCUAUGUAAAUUUUUUAAAAAAAAAAAAAAAAAAUGAAAAGAGAAAAUAAUAAUAAUAAUAAUCACAGACGUUAACAAAAUAUUAUUCUUUUUUUAUAUUAUAUUAAUGUUUUAGUUUUUUGCUAGCCAGUUUUGUCUUAUUAAAAUAUUAUACUUACAUUAUGGUAAUAUGAUGAAAAAAUAAUCUUAAGUAUAAAUGAGAGAUUAUAUUAAAGUAUAUUAUAAAUAAUUUGUUGUUUUACACUUAAAACAUAAUUAAAAAUCUUGUAAUUUUUAUGGUUAAUUAUAAUCUCCAAUGUUUUAGUAAUUUAUUAUUAUAUUAUUAUUAUUAUUAUUAUUAUUAUAUUAUAUUAUAUAAAUAUUAAUUAUUAAAUAUUAGGGACGUUUUCACAUUCCUCACACCCAAAAAGUAUACAUGUGUAUAUAUAUAAAUAUUUACUGGAAAUAUAUAUAUAUAAACUGAGAUACCAAUCAAUUAAAACAAAUUUUUACAAAUAAUUUUGGCAUGAUAUUAAUUAGCCUAUUGUAUUUUAUUUUAUACAAUUAUUAUUAUAAUUAUUAUUUUUAAAAAGUAUAUCAAAAAGACACAUUAAAAAUUUUAUUUGUUCACUUGUAAAAAAAAAAAUAUGAAAUAUAGAGACAUUGUUUUCUUUAAUCCCAUUUAAUUCAUUCAAAUAGAUAUAUUUUUUGCACAUUUGUCACAAACAUUUAUUUGGUGAACUGAUAAUAUGUAAUAUGCAUAUUUUACUACUGUAUUUACUUCAGUAGAUGUUGAAUAUAAAUUCUAAAUAUUUAACAUAUAUUUAAAAUAUUAAAUUUCAUAAAAAACAACCAUUUGAGUUCGAAAUCUAUAUAUAUAUAUAUAAUGGUUGAUAAAGUUGAAUGUAGAAAUAAAUCUUUAAUGCAUAUUAUAUAAAUAGUUAAUGAGUAAUUUAUUUUAUCAAAGUAGCAAUUGCUUACUGGUGGUGGUCACCGAUAAAAUAAAAUAAGAAUUUCUAAGACUUAUAUUUUUUAAAUACUUGAUAUUAAAUUGCAAUUCAUUUUCUAAAGGGUGAUGUGCAUUAAAUUGCGACAAUAUCCUGGUUAGUUGCUGUAUUAAGCAUUGAUGUUAGCUUAUUCUGCUAAUUCACAAUAAUUGCCCAAUUUUAUACUUACUUUUAUAAAAUGUGUAUAUAAAUUAAAUUAAUACAUUACUUAUUUGGCGAAAAAAGAUAAAAUCUUGUAUUGUAGGUCUUAUUUUUGUUCUUUUCUGUUUAUUAGAUUUAUUGUAAGGUUAAUUAAUAAUCGCAGUUGUCCUACUUUUUGUCUAAUAAACACAUUUUAUCAUUGUUUAA
Daktulosphaira vitifoliae (grape phylloxera) is the source of this 2098-nucleotide messenger RNA. RefSeq names its product calmodulin. The record is from RefSeq and is a predicted model, not a curated record. The transcript has 4 exons. Gene Ontology annotation, molecular function: calcium ion binding; enzyme regulator activity. Lineage: Eukaryota; Metazoa; Arthropoda; Insecta; Hemiptera; Phylloxeridae. Bases 16 to 483 code for a protein of 155 amino acids.